Messenger RNA from Dendronephthya gigantea, 1573 nucleotides. RefSeq names its product steroid receptor RNA activator 1-like. Bases 3 to 518 code for a protein of 171 amino acids. Gene Ontology annotation, cellular component: nucleus. The record is from RefSeq and is a predicted model, not a curated record. Gene Ontology annotation, biological process: regulation of transcription by RNA polymerase II. The transcript is spliced from 4 exons. Lineage: Eukaryota; Metazoa; Cnidaria; Anthozoa; Malacalcyonacea; Nephtheidae.
CAAUGACUGGAAGUGGUAGAAAUUCUCCAGUGGUGUCUCCAGCUUUGGGCCCAAUAAAGAAUAUAUCACCAGUAUCAACACCAAUUUGUAGUCGUAGUGCACCUAGUAGUGCACCCAAUACACCAAGAAGUUUAACCCCUGAUGAUGGAUAUCGUUCGGAAAGUAUCAGUCGACAUAACAGUGAAGAUUUUGAUAGUCAGGCAGGAAUGAAAGCAACAGUUGAAGCUAUAGAAGAAAUCAUCAUCAAAUGUAGUAAUAUUUUAAAGGCUCGAGAAGUAGAAGAUGUGAAAAGAAAGGUGGAGAUAAUGAAACAACAAUGGAGUGAAGAAAAGUUGUCAGUGCCUGUUCAAAUAACUAUGAAAAUGUUGACUGAAGCACUGUUGUGUGGUGAUACUGAUACUUCACAUAAGCUUCAUGUCAAACUUAUGGUAGAUUAUGUUGGCGAGGUUAAACAAUGGAUGGUUGCAAUCAAAAGAUUAAUUUCAGCUGUGGGAAAUAUUAAUACCACAAUUUCAUAGUGAAUAAGAUAGGUUAUAUCCCAACUACAGGGUGUGUAUAUACUAUAUAUCAUCCUGGGAUUAUUAUUAAUUAUAUAUAGUAAUAUUUAUUACCUAUAGAUUCAAUUAUAUAAUUAUUGAAAGGCUAAGGAGUAAGGUGGAAAUAUUUUAACAAAUUAGUAACAUCCCCUAUAUCAAUCGAGGUAAGCUAUAAUUAGAAAUAGGUGGAUGAAUAUAUUCUGAUGCGAAAUGUAAUAAUGAAAUUUGAAUAUCUAUUGACGAUAGAUAUUCUUCAAAUUCAAAAUCUAGGAAUACUUGGUGCCAGAUGUAGAGAACCUUGAACUAAACUGCCUAUUUGUGCAGUUACAUGACUAGAUAAAAUUAUGACUGACAAUUUAAACUAAGUACCCGGUAUUUUUUUGGUACAUAUAUAACUGCUUUUGCAGUUUGCACCCGUAAAAAAUGACGAAAAACAACGGUUUGAAAUUGCAUUUUAUAAUGACUAGACGUAUGUGUGUUCAAGACGCGAUAGAGAAAUUCUUUUUAUACGUAAAUGUUUAGUCUAAUUUUUACUGAAAUUUAAUUUUGUAUUGGCAUGCUUCCAAAGAAAGUACUCGGUAAGCUUUUUGGCGAUAGAAGAGGUUUCAUAAUGAUAUCUGACUUGUUUUAAACGUUGUGCUAAACAAUCACUAAACUUACAAUGUUAAUGAAAAGCACGAUGUUUAAAAGAGGCUUUGCUUUAGUGGGUGCUAAUAAAUGCUUCACAUCGUCGGUGACGUACCACUGAUGGCGAUGAACUUGUGGCAAAUCAGACUAUAUACUACCAACUACCACUUGCAACCCUUGUAAAAAAAUCAGUUCUCUGGAGGAGACCGAGGAGUAUUUAGCUUCUAUGACUAUUCUACAUUACGUGUAUAUUCUGUGUGGAUUUUAGUAUUUUUAAACGACGCUUACAUUUUGCAUUAUGAAAACUUAGGUGGUGGCAACAAUAGGCCUGUAUAGUAUUACUGCAACUUCUUUUAUAUAUACAUAUAUAGUUAUUAAUAAAUAUAUAAUUAUACUAUAUAUUAUAGAAC